Erythranthe guttata (spotted monkey flower) is the source of this 1525-nucleotide messenger RNA. RefSeq lists its product as uncharacterized. The record is from RefSeq and is a predicted model, not a curated record. Lineage: Eukaryota; Viridiplantae; Streptophyta; Magnoliopsida; Lamiales; Phrymaceae. Gene Ontology annotation, cellular component: mitochondrial matrix.
UUGAACAGGCAAUUUAUUCAUAUUACAAUCCUGUCUGAAUUAAUUUACAUUGAGAAAUUUAUUCAUUUGUCCUAAUUAAUUUAUUGAGACAACAAAUGUUUGUUUGUGAAUUGCAGACAAAACUUAUUAGGGGUUCUGAGUUUGUCCAUGAGACACUAAGCGAAUACACAACUCUUGAUGAGCUUUGGGAUGGAGUGAUCAUCUGAGGAUUGCUGAUCAAUUGCAUAAAAUAAAGAAUUGUUGGAUUUUCGUUUUAUUCAUAAAAAAAAAAAAAAAAAAUACCAAAAUGUUGGCAUGUAUGAUAGGACAUAUAUAUUGUCAAUAUUUUUUGUUUAAAUCAUCAAAAUAAUUUUUAAAUUAAACUUUGAUAAAAAAUAUAUUGGUAAUAUUAAAUUACAAUUAUUUUGUUUUGUACAAGAUAAAAUAAAAAAUUAUAUAAAAUUAAUCGUCGCCUGAGAGAUUCGAACUCUCGCGGGGAAACCCCAUGUACUUAGCAGGCACACGCCUUAACCACUCGGCCAAAGCGACGAGUGCAUUUUCAUUUCUGAAACUAUAUAAAUAUUAAUAAAAUAACAAUAAUCUUUACGUAAUCAUUAUCUAAAUGGAUGGUAGAAUCUUUAGCUACGCGAAGAUCGAAUCAUUUAUAUACUUGUUUUACAAGAAAGAAGCUUCUUCUUGGUUGUGAAUGCAAAACCCUAAAAACCCUAGACCUCAAUACUUUAAAAUAAACAACCAAUUAUUAUAACUCCCAUAGACGAAGCAAUGGCUAUGUCUUAUAUGAUUAGCAGAGCUUCUUCUGCGGUUAUUUCCCGUGCAAUUCGUCCAAUUGCAUCGUCAAAAACCAUGUCCGCUGCAUCCAUCAACAACGCAAUCUUCAGCGGCACCAGCAAUUUCUGUACGGACUCCAAAAAGAAGCUGCUCAACGAAAAAAUCCUCACAGCCUUGAAAUCUGAAAUCGAAUCGGAGGAGAAACAUCAACAUAUGCACGUGCUCCCGGUCCCCCCGCCCGAUUUCCCCUUCACAAUGGAACACGGUUAUUUCUGCGGUAACGAGAGGAUCACCCUGAAAAGGGAUUUCAACGGAGAGAAAAUCGAGUUCGUCGCCAAUCAUUUCUACGACCACGAAGAAGACUUCGACGGCGACGUAAUAACAUGGGAACACUCAAGAUCCAAUGCUUCUCCGGUGUCGUCUGUUGACGUGGAGGCGAGAAUAUCGAAACCGAGCGGACGAAUGAUUAGCCUUCAUGUUUCUGCUGAUACGGACGAUGUUUCGCCUCAUGAAAUUUCCGUGGGGGAGGAAUCUGCCCCGGAAGAACUUCUUGGAUCCUACUCCUUGAGUGUGGAUGAAGAAGAUGAAAUGGCAAAUGGUAUGAAAGAGUAUGUUGAAAUAAGAGGGCUUAAGAAAAGUAAUGUUCCAUUCCUUGUCAAGUACAUGGCCGCCAAAUCCAGACGCCGCCAUCUGCUUGUGCUGCAGAAAAUGAUGGAUUUUAUCCAACAGUGCAAAUAAUUAAUUUGGCACAAUUUUU